This is a messenger RNA of Alnus glutinosa, 1543 nucleotides long. RefSeq lists its product as uncharacterized. The coding region runs from base 50 to 1324 and encodes 424 amino acids. The transcript is spliced from 2 exons. Lineage: Eukaryota; Viridiplantae; Streptophyta; Magnoliopsida; Fagales; Betulaceae. The record is from RefSeq and is a predicted model, not a curated record.
UUAAAACCCCGAUUCGUUGCUUGCUCUGCUGUUCACUUAGGAGGCGGCUAUGGAAGAAAGUUUCAAGGUCCGAGUAGACAAAAUCUUCGGCUCCCUAGCUUCUUCAUCAUCAUCAUCAGCAACUACAGAAACAACUCCGUCUUCGUCUCUCUGGUCACUCACGGACGACGAAAUCGAGAGGAGAGAGUGGGUCCGAGACAAGACCAUUCCCGAAUCCGAAUUGGAGCCUGUCUUUGGCAACCAUGGGAAGGGGUCCGAGAAGAAAAUGAGUCCCGUGGAUUUGAAAGAUGAGCUGGAGAAGGACCUCGAAGACCUUGACGACGACGAUGUGGAGGAGGAGGACGAACCGAGGCGGCGACAGUCGAAUAAACCGGACGACUACGACGAGGAACAGUGGAACAUUAAGUCUGGUAUUGGCCAAGACUGUACCUUGGAUUACGAGGAAGAGGAAGAUGGAUAUGACAAACUGGCUGUUGGUAGGGAAAAGGCAGGGGAACGCUUGUAUAUGAGGGAUAUAGCUGAUUAUGGUAUAGAUGUAGACUCUUGCAACGAGCUUCCUGAUUCUUUUGAGGAAGUUGAUAGAGACCCACGAGCGAAUCACCUGGCUGCAAAGAUUAGGCUCGAAGAAGAUGCAGAAGCAGCUGAGAGGAUUGAUUCAUUGCGGGUCUCUGAGAAAGAUUCACCAGAUGGAGAACGUGCUCAAAUGAAAACGUCUGAGCAUGUUGUUAAGCCGAAAUCUAUUCUCAAGAGGAAGGAUGUUCCAUUGGACUCGAAGUCAGAGAAACGUGUCCGGUUCGAACCCGAAUGUAAAGAUGAUUGUAAUGAAGGUUCUGAAGAAGAUCAAGAUAUCCCUAUGGACACCAGUUUAGUGGAAAAGGCUGCAGUUCCAGAUUAUAUACGAAAUCCUUCAAGAUAUACACAUUACACCUUUGAUUCGUCGAGUGACAUGGAUGAAGAAUCUAACAAGGAAGCCUAUAUGGACUUUCUUAAGCUGGUGCAGAGGUCAAAUUCUAUGGAAUCAGAGGCAGAUGAUUUUUCCAAUGAUCUUCCAUCAGUCACCUUUAUACCAAAGAGGAAAGCAGGUGAUACUAUAAUGGUAGAAAACUCUGCAGUCUCAAAGCAGAGCCAGGAUGAUGUUGGCAAGGAGUUUAUGCAUAGGAGAGGCCCCAUUGCAAUUGCAGCUAGGGGUACGGAAGACAGUGAAGUUUGUGCAAUGGAAGAAGAUGUAACGGAAACUGUAGCUGAUGGAAGAAACAGCUCGCAGAGACUGAGCCGAAAGUAUAGGACGAAAGCAAGGGUAGAGUUGGACGAGUCUAAUGUUUGAUUGCCUGAUGGGCAGCUUCUCCUUCUGUGUUGAAUGUCGAUGUUUUUUAACUGUUUGUACUUGCACUUGUACCUGAGACAUUCUUUAUAGUUGCAGCUUCGCGUGCCAUUGAAAAGGAUCAAGGAAAAGACUGGCAGAUCUCUGUUUCUCUUCUCUCUCUCUUGGCUAAGAACAAAUUUUGCAUAUUUGUUAUGAUAUGAGUUCCAAAAUUUCGAAGCU